UAGCCUUACCUCCGCGUUGAUGCGCUAGCCUUUGACGCGAGCUUGUUGAGAUUCAUUCCUCCUGCAUUUGGGAUUCGCUUGCCGGUGGCAGCCUGGAAAGGCCAAUGAGUACCUCUCGGUGUGGUAUACGGAGCAGAAAAAAGCCAGCCCGGAAUGACAUGAUAUUUUGGUGACUUGCUCGCUGCUUCUUCUCGUCUUCCCUUCCUCCGCCCCCGCGUUUCUGCUACUCUCUUUUUCUAGCGUCACGAGCCAGCCGCUCAUCCACUCGCUGCUCGCCACCACUCCAGUUCCCUGCACUGCUGCUGCUGCUGCUGCUCAGCUCCUGGAAUUGCCACUCUUUCUUUGCUUUCACGGCUACCUCAGCUCCGCUCAGUCCCAAAAGCACGCCUGGAAGCACGGACUGUCGACCAUCAAAAUACAGCUUCUCCCUGAUCGCUUGCUAGGCUCUUGCAGCAGUAGGAGGAAACGACUAACUUUGAGUGAGAUCAGCCCCUUAUUCUACUCUUCCUCUUUCCUCGGUUUUGCUCGGUCCUUGCGUAGCUUCCAGGAGGAGCUCCAGCUAGUGCACUGUGGCCGCAUUGCUUUUUCUCCUUUCCAGGUUGUCGAUGUGAAGCUCCUUCCCAGAGUGUGCCUGCCUCCUGCGCUCUGAUAUAUACUCAUGGCUUUUCUUCCAAGGCUCUUGCUCUAGCGCCUCCAUUCUAUAAAACAUAUCGUGUCUGUACGACAGUUGCUUCCUGAGUCGCACAGGAAACGCAUCCCGCUCGGCUUUGAUAGUCGUCUUCAAAUCCAGAAUCUGCCUUGCAAUCUAUGUGUUGCAUCUUCUACAAUGACCAACACCAUAGCCACCACCACCACCACCAGCAUGCAGACCGUGAUACUCAAAGUCGGACUGCACUGCGAAGGCUGCGAGCGGAGAGUGAAGAAGGCACUGUUUAACGUCAAAGGCACCGCCUCAGUUGAUGUAGAUAAAAACAGAGAAUGGAUCAAAGUAACCGGAUUUGUCGAUCCGUCGAAGCUCUUGAAAGCGGUGAAGAAAACUGGGAAGCCUGUGGAGCUGUGGAACUAUCCAAACGGCAACGGCAACAAGAACCUGUAUGGAUCUCAGCCUGUCAUGACCACCCCGAGCAAAGCUUCGAAAGGAGGUCCGAAGGGAAACAACGGUAACAAAAGCUUCCAAAGCAGCAACAAGUCGAACGAACACGACCGUUCCUUCCAUCCUCAGCCCGAAUACUUGUCUGAAGCCUCCGACUACGAGCAUUCACCCAAAAUGCAGUUUUACGGCAAGGACGGAGGCAAGUCCGACUUGUAUGGCGAUUUCAAGUCCCCCAAAAACCAGAUGUCCGACUUCUACAGCGAUCUCAAGCCCCAGAAAAGUCAGAAGACCGACUACUUCGGCGAUCUCAAGCCUCAAAAGAACCAGAAGUCCGACUUCUACGGCGACCUCAAGCCUCAGAAGAACCAGAAUUCCGGCGGCUACGGUGAUUUCAAGUCCCCCAAGGGCCAAAAGUCCUCCGACUUCCACACCGAUGCCAAGCCCCAGAAGAACCAAAAGAACCAGAAGUCUGACUCGUUCUUUGGCAGCUUCAAGUCCUCCAAGAACCAAAAGUCCGACUUCUACAGCGAUGCCAAGCCUCAAAAGAACCAGCAGAAGUCCGACUUCUACGAUGAUAUCAAGCCUCAAAAGAACCAGCAGAAGUCCGACUUCUAUGGCGAUGUCAAGCCUCAAAAGAACCAGCAAAUGUCCGACUUCUAUGGCGAUGUCAAGCCUCAAAAGCACCAGCAGAAGUCCGACUUCUAUGGCGAUUCCAAGUCCCCCAAGAACGAGAAGUUUGAUCACUAUGGCGAAUUCAAGUCCCCGAAGAGCCAAAAGUCCGAAGGUUUCAAGUCGGCGAAGGAAAAGAAGGCCAACUACAAGGUCGAUACCCGGUCCGAGUACGAUGAUCUCUCACAUUCUGGCUCGGAAGACGACAGUGACUUCAGCGACAGUGUCAAGAAGCCCAACAUCCGUUCAGGCUACGAUGACGAGAAUUCCACUGGACUUUACGGUAAUCAUCAUAAGCAGUCCGGCCACGAGUUUAAAAAGUCGGGAUAUGGCGCCUCCACCUACAACAAUGAGCACAAGUCAUCAGGCUCCACUUACAGCAAUGAGCACAACAAAUCACCGUACAUGGAUACCUCUCGCUUCGACGGUGAUCGAAAGUCCAAUAGCAACCAGAAGAAGCAAAAGUCGCAGGUAGCUCCGAAGUAUGUCUCGUUCGAGGAUGACUACGAGCAGCCAAGGUAUCGACAACAACCUGAAGGAAAUUACCGAAAUCAGGACCGCGGACAUGAGCAAAAGUUCUAUACCACCGAGCAGAGCUACCACCCAGGUUACAGCUACGCGUACCACGACCGCGUUCCUCCUGCCAACACUGGAUUCAGUACUAUGUUCAGUGAAGAAAAUCCCAAUGCCUGUUCAAUCAUGUAAGUUUAUUCUUCCUCUUCAACAGUCAGCUUUUCUUCCAGCUUAUACAUAACUUGCCUGCCGUUGCCCUCGUAUUUGCGAUCGCAGUUUUUCUUUCAUUGAGUUUCAAAUAAAACGUUCGAGUAGAUUAUAGUUAAAAA
Molecule: messenger RNA, 2604 nt
Organism: Selaginella moellendorffii
Lineage: Eukaryota; Viridiplantae; Streptophyta; Lycopodiopsida; Selaginellales; Selaginellaceae
Exons: 3
Coding region: 827-2467 (546 amino acids)
Molecular function (GO): metal ion binding
Source: RefSeq, a predicted model, not a curated record